Messenger RNA from Pongo pygmaeus (Bornean orangutan), 9596 nucleotides. RefSeq names its product potassium inwardly rectifying channel subfamily J member 14 (gene KCNJ14). The record is from RefSeq and is a predicted model, not a curated record. NCBI's taxonomy places the organism in Eukaryota, Metazoa, Chordata, Mammalia, Primates, Hominidae. Bases 6615 to 7925 code for a protein of 436 amino acids. Gene Ontology annotation, molecular function: inward rectifier potassium channel activity. The transcript is spliced from 2 exons. Gene Ontology annotation, cellular component: plasma membrane. Gene Ontology annotation, biological process: potassium ion import across plasma membrane; regulation of monoatomic ion transmembrane transport.
CGACAGGCUCAGCGCCAGGAGAAUCUACCCCCAGGUUCAGUGCCUCCAACUCUCACCCCAUCCCCAUUUUAUACAUUUUCUCACUGGCUUCCAUCCUUUCAAAGAAAGCCUCUCUGUCUGUCUGUCUGUCUGUCUGCCCCCAUCUCUGUCUCUCCCAUCUCUCUCUGCCUCUUUCUGUCUUCACAAUUUCAUCUCACCAUGUCGCCAUUUCUUAAAACAUUUCUUUUCUCUUUUUCGUUUUCCCAAUUGCCCUGUCCGCCUCUGUCUUCUCUGUCCCCCUUUAUCUAGGUCUCUGUCCCCCCGCCCCCCGGGUCUCUGUCCCCUUCUGUCUCUGAGUCUCUAUCCUCUCAAGGUCUCUGUUCCCCUCUCUCUGGGUCUCUGUCCUCUCUCAAGGUCUCUGUCCCUUUCUCUCUGGAUCAAUGUCCCUUUCCUGCCGCCCUCUCUGGGUCUCUGUCCCCCUCUCUCUCUGGGUCCCUGUCCUGCUUGGUCCCUGUACUUUUUCUCGGGGCACCCUCUCAACACUCCUCCUCCUGCCUAUCUCUGCAUCUUCUUGUCUUUGUGCAGUCUCUGCUUUCCAACCUGCUGUCCAGCCCCCACCGGUAGGUGGGGAGUGGCGGGGAACACCCCUGGUUUCGGAAGAGUGAGAGUGUUGAUUUGGGUGGGUGAGGGUGGGGCCUAGGGGCAGGGCUUCUUGGCCUCAGAUUACACAGUGACUUUGACACGAAGUUGAAGCACCUUAAGCCCUGUAUCUCCUUUAUAUGGAAACAUUAAGCUGCUCUCGCAGGUCAGGUGGAGGAUCCCUUUCCCUCCCGCCCUGCUUUUGCUAGGGGAGGGGACUGCCCCAAGCCUGAGUCGCAGCCAGCCUGGGAGCUGGGCCAUGUUGGCUGCAGAUGGCCCCCUGGUGAAGGUCCCCGUCAGCUUUGGGAAAUAGACACGGGUCUGCCUCACGGGGCUGAGGUGGGACUGGAGGAUUUCGAGGGCAGAGCUCUGGGAAGGAAAGAAAGGCUUAGGACCCAACCAGCAUUCCCCCUGGCACUGUGGGGGCCUGGCCAGCUCAUGGCAUUCCCUGAGCCUGUUCCCCAACUGUGAAAGGGGGUGAUGGUCAUCACCUGCUGGCAUCCUGAGCGGUCAAGGUGAGCAGUGGGGUCUGAGUCCAGUGGGGGCUGUGGGCAUGUCGGGAGCUCAUCGCGAGGCCUCGUACAUACCAGGUGUGUUUGAAACCAGAGUGCUCUUGAGAAGACUGUGGUUUGGCACUCGGGCUGUGGCUCCCAGGAGGCCUGGGUGGGAGGCUAGGUUUUGCCACUCCUCUCCCCACUGGCUGAGAGACCUGCGACAAGGGACUAACCUCAGCCCCAGUUGACUUUUCUGUGAAGAGCCAGGUCCCUUCAUCAAAGGGCUUUGGUGAGAGAUGGGCAAGUGGGGGUGAGAGGCCCAGGCUGGGGCCUGGGGAGCACAGGUCAGUGUCAGUGGCCACCUGCCUCCCCAGCCCACGGGGGUGGUUCCCGAGGAUGGAGUCAGUGCAGAGUGGGGAUCCCCAGGCUGAGGAGGGCUGCAGGUGUAGAUGCUGCAUCCUGAUGUUGACCUCCAGACUGCCCCCUUGGCAACGAGCCUAUUUCCCCUUUUUGGGAGAACAGUCUCUAACAUGCAGGGUUGUCAGGGGCGAGACAGAGUCAAGGUUGGGGUACACUGUGGGCACUGGACACAGCCAGGCUGGUCCCGUCUCACCUCAGUCUUGCCUCUGUCAAGUGGGCCUAAUGAACCCUCGCGAAUGGCCAGGCUGCCCACGUGGUUGUGGGAAGCAGGUGCAGGGCUUUGGGAGACCCAGUUGGUGCCAAACUUGACAUUGUCUCGUGGUCGGUCUUCUUUCCAAAUGGAGUGUGCCAGGCCCUGCCAAGAAGCCCCUGAGGAUCCCCACGUUCCAGCACAAAUUAUUUAACCCCUGGAAUAGUUUGUCCUGAUCCAGCCAGUUCCUGGGAAGUUCCUCACCACAGGGCCAAGCGUUUGGUAACCUUGCAGUGAACCCUGAAGGCAAUGAGGGGUGCGGGUCCAUGCCCAGCCCUUUCCUUUCGUCCACCCUGACAGGCUGCUGCGAUUCCAUUUCUUUUCUUCCUUUAUUUUUUAUUUUUAUUAUUUAUUUAUUUUUUAGAGACAGGGUUUUGCUGUCUUCCCCAGGCUGGUUCUCAAACCCCUGGCCUCACGCAUUCCUCCUGAGUUGGACUCCCAAAAUGCUAGGAUUACAGGUGUGAGCCACCACACCUGCCCUUUUUUUUUUUUUUUUUUUUUUUUAAAGAGAUAGGGUCUUGCUCUGUUGCCCAGGCUGCAGUGCAGUGGUGACAUCAUAGCUCACUGCAGCCUUGAACUCUGGGCUCAAGUGAUCCCCCACCUCAGUCUCCAGAGUAGCUGCAUCACCAUGGCUGGAUAAUUUUUGUUUUUAAGAUAGGGUCUCGCCAUGUUCCCCAAGCUGGUUUCAGACUCCCGGGUUCAAACAAUCCCCCCACCUUGGCCUCCCAGAGUGCUGGGAUUACAGGUGUGAGCCACCACGCCCAGCCCCCAGGCCUCCUGCCUUUCACAGAUGAGAGAGCUGAGGCUCAGGAAAGGAUGCGACCUGUCGUCAAUCACACACCUAGUAAAUGGCUGAGCAAAUUGAGUCUCUGGAAAAAGAAGCCAGAGAUCCCAGGGGACAUGGUGGGUGAGCAACUAAGCCAGGACUGGGCCCUUAUCCAUAUGGUAAGAAGGCCCUUCCUGGUCUUUUAAGAAGUCCCAGUUUCCCAGCCUUACAAUGGAGGAAACUGAGACUCAGAAAGAGUUGCCAAAGAUCAGAGGGUCGGGCAUGAGCCCAUUUCAUUUAUUUUACAAUAGCUUUAUUGAAAUCUAACUCACAUAUCAUAUCAUACACUCCUUACAGGGUACAACUCAGUGGCUUUUAGUGUAUUCACAAUUGUGCAGCCAUCACAAUUUUUUUUUUUAAAGAGUCUUGCUUUGUUGCCCAAGCUGGAGUGCACUAGUGCAAUCUCAGCUCACUGCAACCCCCACCUCCCGGGUUCAAGUGAUUCUCCCACCUCAGCCUCCCGAGUAGCUGGGAUUACAGGCGCGCGCCUGUAAUCACCACACCCGGCUAAUUUUUGUAUUUUUAGUGGAGACGGGGUUUCACCAUGCUGGCCAAGCUGGUCUCGAACUCCUAACCUCAAGUGAUCUGCCUACCUUGGCCUCCCAAAGUCCUGGGAUUACAGGCGCGAGCCACCGCGCCUGGCCAGCAUAAUGUUUUCAAGGGUUAUCCAUAUUGUUGCAUCUAUCAAUACUUCAUUUCUCUUUAUUGUCAAAUACUAUUCAUUGGAUGAAUAUACCACAUUUUAUUUAUUCAUUAGUUGGUUGAUACUUGGGUUUCCACCUUUUGGCUAUUAUGAGUAAUGCUGCUGUGAACAUUUGUGUACAAGUUUUUGCAUCUGUUUUCAUUUCUCUUGGGUACAUAAGUAGGAGUGCAAUUGCUGAGUGAUGUGGUAAUUCUAUGUUUAACCAUUUAAGUAACUGCCAGACUGCUUCCUACAGCAGCUGCAAUUUUUCAUUCCCCCCAGCAGUGUAUGAGGAUGCCAAUUUCUCCACAUUCUCGCCAACACUUUGUUUUUUUUUAUUAUAGCCAUUCUAAGUGGGUGCAAAAUGGUAUUCCUUUGUGGUUUUGAUUUGCAUUUCUCUGAUGGCUAAUGAUGCUGAGCAUCUUUUCAUAUGUUUAUGAGCCAUUUGUAUACCUUCUUUGGAGAAACGUCUGUACAGAUCCUUUGCUCACUUUUUGUGCCUCAGCCUCCAGAGUAGCUGGGACUACAGAUGUGCACCACUAGGCCCGGCUAAUUUUUGGAUUUUUAACAGAGACGGGAUUUUGCCAUGUUGGCCAGGCUGGUCUCAAACUCCUGAGCUCAAGUGAUCCAGCUUCCUUGGCCUCCCAAAGCGUUAGGAUUACAGGCGUGAGCUGCUGCGCCUGGUCCCCUUUGCCCACUUUUAAAUUGGGUUAUUUGGCACCAGCCCACAUCGUGAAACCCUGUCUCUACUAAAAAUACAAAAAUUAGCUGGGAUGGUGGCGUGAGCCUGUAAUUCCAGAUACUCAGGAGGUGGAGGUUGCAGUGAGCUGAGAUUGUGCCACUGCACUCCAGCCUGGGCGACUGAGUGAGACUCCGUCUCAAAAAAAAAAAAAAUGCCGGGGGCGGUGGCUCACGCCUGUAAUCCCAGCACUUUGGGAGGCCGAGACGGGCGGAUCACGAGGUCAGGAGAUCGAGACCAUCCUGGCUAACAUGGUGAAACCCCGUCUCUACUAAAAAUACAAAAAAAAUUAGCCUGGCAUAGUGGUGGGCGCCUGUAGUCCCAGCUACUCAGGAGGCUGAGGCAGGAGAAUGGCGUGAACCCAGGAGGCGGAGCUUGCAGUGAGCCAAGAUCACGCCACUGCACUCCAGCCUGGGCAACUGAGUGAGACUCCGUCUCCAAAAAAAAAAAAAAAAGGUUGGGGGGUGUUAUUUAUCUUUUCAUUAUUGAGUUGCAAGGGCUCUUUAUAUAGUCUAGAUGCAAGUUCCUCAUCAGGUAUAUGAUUUGCAACUACAGUAUCUUCUCCCAUUAGUGGGUUGUCUUUUCCCUUUCUUAAAAAAAUUUUUUGAGACAUGGUCUUUGUCACCCAGGCUAGAUUGCAGUGGUACAGUCAUAACUCACUGCAGCCUCAAACUCCUGGGCUUAAGCAAUCCUCCCACCUCAGCCUUCCAAGUAACUAGGACUACAGGUUUGCAUUACCACAUCUGGCUAAUUUUUAAUCUUUUUGUAGAGCAAGCCCCUUGCUAUGUUGUCCAGGCUGGUCAUGAACUCCUGGGCUCAAAUGAUCCUCCUGCCUCAGCCUCCCAAAGCGCUAGGAUACAGGUGUGUGCCACCUCACCUGGCCUCUCUUCACUUUCUUGAUAGUGUCUUUGGGAUCACAAAAGUUUUUUAGUUCUGGCCGGGUGCAGUGGCACACGCCUGUAAUCCCAGUACUUUGGGAGGCCAAGGCAGGAAGAUCACUUGAGGUCAGGAGUUCAAGACCAGCCUGGCCAACAUGGUGAAACCCCAUCUCCACUAAAAAUACAAAAAUUAGCCAGGCGUGGUGGCACGUGCCUGUAAUCCUGGCUGCUCCGGGAGGCUGAGGCAGGAGAACCCAGGAGACAGAGAUUGCAGUGAGCCAAGAUUGCGCUACUGCACUCCAGUCUAGGUGACAAAGUGGGAGUCCGUCUCAAAAAAAAAAAAAGUUAUUUAGUUCUGAUGCAAUUCAAUUGAUGGAUUUUUUCCUUUUGUUACUUUUUGAACCUGUUUUUGAACCACAGGUGACCUCAGAGCCCUGAGGCAUCUCUCCAUGCUGAGAAGCAGUUACACCUUACGAUUAUGAGCAUGGACUCUGGAACUGGAUGGCUAGCAUUCAAAUCCCAGUUUACUUAGCUGUGGUCUUGGGGAAGUUACUUAAACUUUCUGUGCUUCAGUUUCCUCAUCUAGACAAUGGGGAUAAUGAUGUCUGCCUCAUAGGCUUGCUCUGAGGCUCAAAUAUGUAAAUUCAUGUAAAGUACUUACAACAACCUCCAAACUGUAUAAACAGUAUAAUUGAUAGAACACAAAUUAUGAAUUCAGUACAUAGAUUUAGCACUGUAUAAAUGCAUGCUGUAAUUAUUGUGGCACUUGCUAUAAUAUCGUUAUUGUUAUAGUAUUUUCCAUUGUUAUACAAGUAUCUUCUAUAGUAUUGUUGCUGUUUAUACUGCAUCUUCCAACUUGGAAGGUGAGUAUGGGCCAGGUGGGGUGGCUCAGGCCUGUAAUCCUAGUACUUUGAGAGGUUGAGGAGGGAAGAUCUCUUGAGGCCAGGAGUUUGAGACCAGCCUGGGCAACAGAGUGAGGCCCAUCUCUAUAAAACAAAAAUUAAAUUAAUAAAAAAUUUUUAAAAAGAAGGUGGCUGGCCCGGCGCGGUGGCUCACGCCUGUAAUCCCAGCACUUCGGGAGGCCAAAGUAGGCGGAUCAUGAGGUCAGGAGAUCGAGACCAUCUUGGCCAACAUGGUGAAACCCCGUCUCUACUAAAUUACAAAAACUUAGAUGGGCAUGGUGACCCGUGCCUGUAAUCCCAGCUACUUGGGAGGCUGAGGCAGGCGAAUCACUUGAACCUGGGAGGCAGAGGUUGCAGUGAGCUGAGGUUGUGGUGAGCUGAGAUUGUGCCAUUGCACUCCAGCCUGGCGACAGAGCAAGACUCCGUCUCAAAAAAAAAAAAAAAAAAGAAAAAAUUAAAAAAAAAAAAAAUUACCCAGGCGUGGUGGUGUGCACUUGUAGUCCCAGCUACUCAGGAGGCUGAGACAGGAAAAUCGCUUAAACUUGGGACGUGGAGGUUGCUGUGAGCCAGGAUCAUGUCACUGCACUCCAGCUUGGGCGACAGAGCAAGACUCUGUCUCCAAAAAAAAAAGUGAGUAUCGUUCCACCUACUUGACAGAUGAGGCCACUAAGCCCCACCAGAGAGCAUGCUUGGCCGAUGAGCUCACUCAUUCCUGGUGCCCCUGACGUUUCUGCCGGUUUCUUGUCCCAGCAGGUUGGGGGCGCCUGCCCCCCACUAAGCCAAGUGGAGGGGGUCCCUCCGUCCAAUGGGCCUGGCCAGGGCCCUACGCCGCCUCAGCGGCGCCCUGGAUUCGGGAGACAGCCGGGCGGGCGAUGAAGAGGAGGCCGGGCCCGGGAUGUGCCGCAACGGGUGGGCGCCAGCACCGGUGCAGUCACCCGUGAGCCGGCGCCGCGGUCGCUUCGUCAAGAAAGACGGGCACUGCAACGUGCGCUUCGUGAACCUGGGUGGCCAGGGCGCGCGCUAUCUGAGCGACCUGUUCACCACGUGCGUGGACGUGCGCUGGCGCUGGAUGUGCCUGCUCUUCUCCUGCUCCUUCCUCGCCUCCUGGCUGCUCUUCGGCCUGGCCUUCUGGCUGAUUGCCUCGCUGCACGGCGACCUGGCCGCCCCGCCACCGCCCGCGCCCUGCUUCUCACACGUGGCCAGCUUCCUGGCCGCCUUCCUCUUCGCGCUGGAGACGCAGACGUCCAUCGGCUACGGCGUGCGCAGCGUCACCGAGGAGUGCCCGGCCGCUGUGGCCGCCGUGGUGCUGCAGUGCAUUGCCGGCUGCGUGCUCGACGCCUUCGUCGUGGGUGCUGUCAUGGCCAAGAUGGCCAAACCCAAGAAGCGCAACGAGACGCUGGUCUUCAGCGAGAACGCCGUCGUGGCGCUGCGCGACCACCGCCUCUGCCUCAUGUGGCGCGUCGGCAACCUGCGCCGCAGCCACCUGGUCGAGGCCCACGUGCGUGCCCAGCUGCUGCAGCCCCGUGUGACCCCAGAGGGUGAGUACAUCCCGCUGGACCACCAGGAUGUGGAUGUGGGCUUUGAUGGAGGCACCGAUCGUAUCUUCCUCGUGUCCCCCAUCACCAUCGUCCAUGAGAUCGACUCUGCCAGUCCUCUGUAUGAACUAGGACGUGCGGAGCUGGCCAGGGCUGACUUCGAGCUGGUGGUCAUUCUCGAGGGGAUGGUUGAGGCCACAGCCAUGACCACACAGUGUCGCUCAUCCUACCUCCCUGGUGAACUGCUCUGGGGCCAUCGUUUUGAGCCAGUUCUCUUCCAGCGUGGCUCCCAGUAUGAGGUCGACUAUCGCCACUUCCAUCGCACUUACGAGGUCCCAGGGACACCGGUCUGCAGUGCUAAGGAGCUGGAUGAACGGGCAGAGCAGGCUUCCCACAGCCUCAAGUCUAGUUUCCCCGGCUCUCUGACUGCAUUUUGUUAUGAGAAUGAACUUGCUCUGAGCUGCUGCCAGGAGGAAGAUGAGGACGAUGAGACUGAGGAAGGGAAUGGGGUGGAAACAGAAGAUGGGGCUGCUAGCCCCCGAGUUCUCACACCAACCCUGGCGCUGACCCUGCCUCCAUGAUGCAAACUGAUGUCCCCUUCCCCAUGUGUGCCCCCUUCCCCAAGGUAGCAAGAUGGAGAGAUGGGGCUCUCUCCUGGGAUGGGGGCAGGUGUUCCCAAAUACCGACAGGCCUGCUGGGUAAAUGACUAGGUGGUAAGGUUCUGCCAUGCCUGGUGAUCCACCAUGGACAUACUGGACCUUAAUUCCUCUGCUUCUGUGCUCCCUCCUGAGACCCCUUUAUGAGCCUGAUUCCUGAGUCUCACCAGAAUUCUGGAUCACCCAAGAGGAAAAGACUGGUGGUUCUAGAUUCCUUGAUAUGGGGAGACCUGGAUUGUUGACCAGGGUGAGAAGCCAAUGGUAUAGACUGCCUCUGGGGAAGCAAGUUGGCAGUUCUUGAACAGCAUCAGAUAUCAAGAGUUUGUAGGUCUGGAUUCACCUAAGAUUCAAGGGAGUGUUGCUUUUCAACUCAGCCAACUGAGUAGCGAAUCAUUUGUUCUAGACCACCUAAGGAGGGAAGGUUAUGAAAUGCCCCAAGUAUUCAAGAUCAUCUUGAUUGACCAAAGACAAAAAAAAAAAAAAAAAAAAGACCUGUGGUUCCAGAAAGCUCAUUAGUUGAGAUUCUGUGAGUCUAGGUUGACCACAGAGGCAAGCACUGGUGAUUCUAGGACAGAUUUUAUCUGGAGAGUUGAACUACUCCAGAAACUAAAGAGUAAUGUUUCUAGAAUGCACAAAACAUUGUUAGUCUGUGGGUUUACAAAGACUGAAGUGACAGAUUAAGAGUUCUUGAUAUUAGAUAACUCCAACUUCUGGCUGUAGAGCACCCAGCCAAGAGAAUAAGCAAUGCUUUGAAAGGAUCCACGGGGUGGGUUGUUGUUUUUUUUUUUUAAGUGCCAUUCUAGAAUGUCCAAAGGGAAUCAGGAUUCUGUGGCUAUAGACUGAUCACAGAAUCAAGGAAGCAGUGGCAAUUCUAGAUAUCUGAGAUUUUGCUGGUUCCAGUUUGCCCAAUGGAGUUGAGAAUCUCAAUGAUUCUAGGUGACUUCUUGUGGUUCUGUAAUGCCAAAAGGAAUGAAGGCUCCAGGGAUACAGAGUUGUCCAUUACCAAAGCCUGGAAGUUCUCAUCCCCUCCAGGUGGACUGCUUGGCAGUGCUAGGAGGUGGACUCAGGACUUGAGAAGCAACAUUUCUGGGCUGACCUAGAAGGUGAAGGUGAAGGUGAGACCCUGUAGGGCACAGGGCUAAUUAGUGGACAAGGGAAGGGGGAGGCCCAGGACUGGUGAGUCUAGAAUGCUCUGGAACCCUACACCUAGUGAUGUGUGUCUAUUUCUUUUUUUCUUUUCUUUUUUUUUUUUUGAGACCGAGUCUUACUCUGCCGCCCAGGCUGGAGUGCAAUGGCGUGAUCUCAGCUCACUGCAACCUCCGCCUCCCGGCUUCAAGUGUUUCUCCUGCCUCAGUCUCCCGAGUCGCUGGGAUUACAGGCAUGAGCCACUAUGCCUGGCUAAUUUUUGUAUUUUUAGUAGAGACGGGGUUUUGCCAUGUUGACCAGGUUGGUCUUGAACUCCCAACCUCAGAUGAUCCACCUGCCUCGGUCUCCCGAAGUGCUGGGAUUACAGGUGUAAGCCAGCAUGCCCAGCCGUGUGUCUGUUUCUUAAAGAUAUUAUACAUAUGUAUAUUAUAUAUAUGUAAUAUAAAUACA